CGAGUGAUAGAUGGUUUUGAGGGUUGAUAGAUGGUUGUAGGAGUGAGUAGAUAGCUGGGGUGAGCUCGGGGAGGACGUCGUCGUACCUGGCGGGUGUGAGAUCAUUACAUACCUGUAAUGAUCUCACAAGACCACGCUAGGAGCGGGGCAGGUUGGGUCACGUGUGGUGGGGUAGAAUUAUUUGCUGGAUGGUUGACGUCGAUUGGGGAUGAAGUGCUACGCUCUAUCCGUUUGUCUCACAUAGCCAGCUCAUCUGUUUUGGUCAUAGUUGAUCCGUAUAGAUACCUUUUAACGGAAAGGAUAUUCCGUGAAACUCGGUCGCGCCUGGUGCUGCAGCAAUCCAGUCUAAAAUUUCGACCCCGCCAAAUACCUCCUACACCGGCCUCAGCUCUCAAAACACGCCUUAAACCUCCUCAACGCCAUGUCUUCCUCCUCCCACCCCCCAACCAAGCUCACAGUCCUCAUCUCCGGCUCCGGCACCAACCUCCAAGCCCUCAUCGACGCCACAACCAGCUCCCCACCGACCCUCCCAAACACAAUCAUCACCCACGUUAUCUCCAACAAAAAGAACGCCUACGGCCUCGACCGCGCCCGCUCCGCCGGCAUAAAGACAUCCUACCACAACCUCGUCGCCGGCCACUACCUCAAGAGCGGCGAAAAGGAUCCCGAAGCCAUCAAGGCCGGCCGCGAGAAGUAUGACGCCGAUCUCGCAGCGCUGAUCCUGAGCGACGGGCCGGACCUGAUCGUUUGCGCGGGCUGGAUGCACAUUCUAUCUCCCCCCUUCCUCGCGCCCCUGGAAAAGGAACACGUCCCGGUGAUAAACCUUCACCCCGCGCUCCCGGGCGCUUACGACGGCGCCAACGCGAUUAAACGCGCCUACGAUGAUUUCGUGGCUGGCAAGUCGAAGGGGCCGACGGGGGUGAUGGUGCAUUAUGUUGUUGCGGAGGUGGAUCGCGGACAGCCGAUAUUGGUGCGGGAGAUUGAGUUCCAGGAGGGCGAGACGCUCGAGGGGCUGGAGGAACGGAUUCAUAAGGUGGAGCAUGGGAUUAUUGUGGAGGGGACGAGGAAGGCUAGUGAAGAGUUGUGGGAGAGGAGGGAGAAGAAGGGAGGGAAAUAGAGAUUAUGUAUGUCUUUUGAGAUUCCAUGGUGUCUUCAGUGACCUUCCCUUCCUUCCUCCAUCGCAAUCCGCGGCGUACACUCCUAUUACGGCUCUUCCCUUUCAUGGUAUUCCCCCUCCAACAUUUCCUGGAGCCAGCGACUCUGCAUCAUCCAACGACCCCCUAGUAUCAGAUUGCUCCUCCGUUACAGUCCAUCCUAUGGCUCCGGGCUCACCUCAUCAAUCCGCACCAUCAUUUUCCGG
Molecule: messenger RNA, 1360 nt
Organism: Pseudogymnoascus verrucosus
Lineage: Eukaryota; Fungi; Ascomycota; Leotiomycetes; Thelebolales; Thelebolaceae
Exons: 2
Coding region: 422-1117 (231 amino acids)
Biological process (GO): 'de novo' IMP biosynthetic process
Cellular component (GO): cytoplasm
Molecular function (GO): phosphoribosylglycinamide formyltransferase activity
Source: RefSeq, a predicted model, not a curated record